Molecule: messenger RNA, 840 nt
Organism: Knipowitschia caucasica
Lineage: Eukaryota; Metazoa; Chordata; Actinopteri; Gobiiformes; Gobiidae
Source: the annotation of a GenBank genome assembly
AUGGCGGACCGUUUUGACUGUGACAACUGUAAGGAGUCUCUGUACGGGCGGAAGUACAUCCAGUCCGACGACCGUCCCUACUGCAUCCCCUGCUACGACAGCCUCUUCUCCAACACCUGCGACGAAUGCAAGGAGCUGAUUGGCCACGACGCUCGGGAGCUGUUCUACGAGGAGCGCCAUUACCACGAACACUGCUUCCGCUGUUUCCGCUGCGACCGCUCCCUCGCCGACGAGCCGUUUACCAGCCAGGAGAACGCCCUGCUGUGCAACGACUGCUACUGCAACGAGUUCUCCUCCAAGUGCGUGGCCUGCGAAAAGGUGGUCAUGCCGGGCUCGAAGAAGCUGGAGUACGGAGGCUCCACAUGGCACGAGGACUGCUUCGUCUGCCACAGCUGCGAACAGCCCAUCGGCUCCAAGUCCUUCAUCCCCGACAAGGACGAGCACUACUGCGUCACCUGCUACGAAGACAAGUUUGCCCCUCGCUGCACACGCUGUAAAAAGACCUUGGCCAAAGGCGGCGUGACCUACAGGGACGAGCCGUGGCACAAGGAGUGUUUCGUCUGCACCGGCUGCAAGAUGCAACUGGCCGGACAGCACUUCACCUCCAGGGACGAGAACCCAUACUGCCUCAAGUGCUUCGGCAGUCUGUACGCCAAGAAGUGUGAGGCCUGCUCCAAGCCUAUCACAGGCUUCGGAGGAGGGAAGUACAUUUCCUUCGAGGAGCGGCAGUGGCACCAGCCGUGCUUCACCUGCAGCCAGUGCUCCGUCUCGCUGGUGGGGGCCGGAUUUUUUCCAGACGGGGACAAGAUCUUGUGCCGUGAAUGCCACGGCAACCUAUAA